This is a messenger RNA of Exophiala mesophila, 363 nucleotides long. RefSeq lists its product as uncharacterized. Bases 1 to 363 code for a protein of 120 amino acids. Lineage: Eukaryota; Fungi; Ascomycota; Eurotiomycetes; Chaetothyriales; Herpotrichiellaceae. The record is from RefSeq and is a predicted model, not a curated record. The transcript has a single exon.
AUGCUCCACAUCACCAACCGACUGAAGACCACUUACAUAUUGUUGUCCUCAGGGAGGUUCUGGUGGACAACUCAUCAUAUGGAUGGGCGUUCGCUUUACCAGAUUGAAUACUUUGAGACAGAGACAGGCCCCUUUCUCGAGGAGUGUUUUCACGAGGUAAUGGUCAUGGUGGACAUGGCCAGAAGGAAAGAGGAUGCUCAGAGCACCGGCCCGGCAGAUACGAAUCCUCGACCAUUACUUCCCUACCACAUUUCGGAAAUAGGGACGCCAUGGGAAUCAGCAACCCGGAUAAGGAGAAAGGAGCAGAGGUUGAAGAAUACCCUUCAAGGCCUGAACGCUCCCUAUAUUCGUGCAAAUACCUGA